GCAUCCCACGCCUCUGGUAAGAUGUCAGCAGUGCCAGUGGUGCAAAGUAGUGCCAAGUAGCGCAGGUGCUAGCCAAAGAAGCAGCUCGUCUGGGCACACCAUCGCCAUCGUGUGUGUGGCACGCAUGAGCUGCAGACACAGGACAGCGCCUCGGCAUCCCGGCAUCCCAGGGAUCCAACUGCGUCUCUUCCUCUGUCCCGCAUCCGCCUGGCCUGCCCGUCUACCUACUCGCUACUUACCACCGCCUGCCUGCCUACUUACACAGACGUGUGGCAUAUAUCACAUAGGCAUGUCGCCUGCUGGCUGCGCCCUCUUUAGCCCGGGUGGGGCGGCGGAGAGAGAGAAGGGAGUAGAAGAAAGAGAGAAAACUCGGCCCGGGUCGUAGUAUAAUAACAGCCGGGGACCCUGCCAAGUCUCACCCUGUGUGUCUCGAGAUCUCUCGUACGUGCACAUGCGCACACGCUACCACUACUACUCGUUAACUUAAGAGGGCUCCCACGAUAUCGUCCCGUCACAUCACAUCAAUUAAUACCAGCGAGCCCUGUGUGAGGCCAGACACGCACGCCCUGCUACACAAACCUCUACUUCCAGCGCUCGCGCUUAUCGUUCCGCCAUCCUACGCUUGCGAAACCUAGGUACUUCUCAAUCACAGACGUCAUGUCGCGCUACGACGACGACUAUUCUCGCCGACGGCCGAACCACAGUCGGGACCGAUCCGACGACUUCGCCAACUCGGCCAGUGGCUACGACGAAACCCCGCGCGUCACCAGGCCUGAGCAGACCGCAUAUCCAAACGGUCUCCAGCUAGUGCCCUACGACCCGGACAAGCUCUACUUUCCGCCACCGCCGCAGCAGUCCAGCCUAGACGUCCCCGAAUCACAAUCGCGGUCGAGGCCGAGAUCGCUACCGCCGCCGAUCGACUACCGCAGCAGAUCCGCCCGCGAAGGGACGAGAACAAAGAGCGGAAGGAGCACGAGGGGACGGCGCUACAGCGAUGACUCGGGCGGCAGCGGCAGCGGCAGCCGGGCGCCCAUCGAUCGGGCACGCGACUUUGUCGACAACAACUUCAGCGGCUCGGCAGCAGGGCUCGGCAUCAGCGUGCUGGGCGCGCUUGUCGGCGGGCUCGCGGCGCGCGAGGCCGUCGAUGCCACGAGCCGGCGCAACGGCCACCACACGCCCGACCCGAACCGCGAGCGCAACCGGCUCAUUGGCACGGUGGUCGGCGCAGCGGUCGGCGCGCUCGGCGCCAACGCCGUCGAGAAGCGGUUUGAGGUCAGUCGCGACAAGAAUCGGGACCGGGACCGGGACUGGGAACAGGAUAGGACCGCGGGGGAGGGGUCGUCGUCACGGCAUCGGCGACGGCGGCGGCAGGAUAGUGACCUGCCCGAGAGGCGCUCUGUCGUGGCACGCCCGCGGAGCAGUAGCGGGGGCGGCGGUUGGAGGAAGGAUUGGGAUCUAUGGGACGAUCGCGACCGAGGCUCGGGCAAGAGUCGCGGUCUCGAGAGGGAGGCCGAUCCCGAGGCACGCAGCUGGAAGAACGUGGAGGAAUGGCUGAACGACAGGCGGAACGACGUAGGAAGCCGGCCUCAGUCAAGCGAGCGGAGGAGCGUAGACGGAGAAUAUCGCUACUGAAGAGGAGGGGGCAGGCGGGGCGUUUCCGAGGCUGAUAUUGAUUUCCCUUAAUUCGGUGGCAUCGCGUCGGGUCUUGACUCCCUCCAGCUUCUUUCCCACACCCUUUUCGUCCAGCUCUCCGCCACACUGGAUGGUUUUUCCUAGACUCCUGCCGGGCGUUCUAGGUAUAGAUGGGAUCCGGGAGUAGAGGAGGGAGGGAGAGCUUAACCAACUAUACCAUCUAUCACAUAACCACGGGCCGCCCCCCGGCGGGCCACCUCUUAAUACACUAAAAAACGCUAAAACUUAUCCUUUUUUAUCAUACCGCAUUCUCUUAAUUUUAAAGCUACUUAGGAAAUAUUAUAAAUCUAAUUUGUAUAAA
Messenger RNA from Durotheca rogersii, 1993 nucleotides. RefSeq lists its product as uncharacterized. NCBI's taxonomy places the organism in Eukaryota, Fungi, Ascomycota, Sordariomycetes, Xylariales, Xylariaceae. The transcript is spliced from 2 exons. The record is from RefSeq and is a predicted model, not a curated record. Bases 658 to 1632 code for a protein of 324 amino acids.